This is a messenger RNA of Dreissena polymorpha, 4023 nucleotides long. RefSeq lists its product as uncharacterized. Bases 76 to 2748 code for a protein of 890 amino acids. The record is from RefSeq and is a predicted model, not a curated record. The transcript has 7 exons. Lineage: Eukaryota; Metazoa; Mollusca; Bivalvia; Myida; Dreissenidae.
CAUAACCACUCAGCAAAUUGUACUUACGGAUUUCGGAUGUGAUUGUGGAAUGUGUUUUAGUUUCAAACAUGUGUUAUGAUUUAUGAGAAUUUGGGGUCGCAAGAACUAGUGAACAGUGCCGGAAGAAGUACCAAAAUUCCAAGGCUCGGUAAUGAAAAAAUCCCUAACCCAAGACCCAAGAAAGUGACCCCUAAACCGAAAGCUGCAUCGACUCCGAAGGCAACUCGAAAAGGGGCAUCACAUCCACAAGAUGCCUCAACUCCGAAAGAGGCAACAAUAUUAUUGGGCUCCAAUGGAAGACAAUUGAAUGUCCUGAGUCAAACAGACGUCUACAACGGCCCAGGUGCAAAACCUAACCGAGCCCCUGUCCAUGUGGCUGACCUGAGCCAGGACCAACAGGAGCUGUUGGCAAGUCAUAUCAACAGCCAACAUUGCCACAAAGCAACGAUGACUGAGCCUGCAAUGACUUUUCUUACUGCAGAAGAGGUAGCAGGCUACGUUUGCAUAAACUAUGUGGGUAAAAAGCUUGAUGGUUUUGAAAAGAAACUUGACUCAUUUGAGAGUGUAGUACGAAGUGUUGAGAAACAGUUACGAAGGUUGGUGGCCUGUGAAGUUCUAGAGGCUGUUUCUGGUGAUGUAACUGUUCCUGAUGCGUUUGAUGUCAAUGAUGCGCCUGUCAGUGCUUGUGACGUAAAUGAUAAUUCUGUUGUGUCUUUAAGUGAUGCUGUUUGUCAUGAUGUUGUGUCUAUUGGGCAUGACAGUAUUUGUUUGUCUGGCGGCAGUGUUGUUAGUAAUGGUGUCAUGACUGUAGCUGGGUGUGAAACUAGUUGUAGAGCAAAUCCAGAUGCAUCUAUUGCUGGCAGUCUUGUAGGUCAUGAUAGUUUGUAUGUAGCAGGUGGGUUUGCAGGGUAUCAUAGUGUGUCUGAAGCAGGUGGGUUUGCAGGUCGAGAUGGUCUGUCCAUUGGAGGUGGUGUUAUAGGUACAGGUGGUUUUUCUGUAGGAGGUAGUGUUGUUGGUCGAGAUGGUCUGUCCAUAGGAGGUGGUGUUGUAGAUACAGGUGUUUUUUCUUUAGUUGGUGGUGUUGUAGGUGGAGAUGGUCUGUCCAUAGGAGGUGGUGUUGUAGGUACAGGUGGUUUUUCUGUAGGAGAUGGUGUUGUAGGUCGAGAUGGUCUGUCCAUGAAAGGUGGUGUUGUAGGUACAGGUGGUUUUUCUGUGGGAGGUGGUGUUGUAGGUGGAGAUGAUCUGUCCAUAGGAGGUGGUGUUGUAGGUACAGGUGGUUUGUCUGUAGGAGGUGGUGUUGUAGGAAGAACUGAAUUGUCUGCAGGAGGUGCAGUUGUAGGUAGAAAUGGUUUGUCUGCAGAAGGUGGAGUUGAAGGUCGAGAUGGUCUGUCCAUAGGAGGUGGUGUUGUAGGUACAGGUGGUUUGUCUGUAGGAGGUGGUGUUGUAGGUAGAACUGGUUUGUCUGCAGGAGGUGCAGUUGUAGGUCGAGAUGGUCUGUCCAUAGGAGGUGGUGUUGUAGGUACAGGUGGUUUUUCUGUAGGAGGUGGUGGUGUAGGUAGAAAUGGUUUGUCUUCAGGGGAUGGAGUUGUAGGUAGAAAUGGUUUGUCUGCAGGAGAUGGAGUUGUAGGUAGAAAUGGUUUGUCUGCAAGAGGUGGAGUUGUAGAUAGAAAUGGUUUGUCUUCAGGAGGUGGAGUUGUAGGUAGAAAUGGUUUGUCUGCAGGAGGUGGAGUUGUAGAUAGAAAUGGUUUGUCUGCAGGAGAUGGAGUUGUAGGUAGAAAUGGUUUGUCUGCAGGAGAUGGAGUUGUAGGUAGAAAUGGUUUGUCUGCAGGAGAUGGAGUUGUAGGUAGAAAUGGUUUGUCUGCAGGAGGUGGAGUUGUAGGUAGAAAUGGUUUGUCUUCAGGAGAUGGAGUUGUAGGUAGAAAUGGUUUGUCUUCAGGAGGUGGAGUUGUAGGUAGAAAUGGUUUGUCUUCAGGAGAUGGAGUUGUAAGUAGAAAUGGUUUGUCUGCAGGAGAUGGAGUUGUAGGUAGAAAUGGUUUGUCUGCAGGAGGUGGUGUGGUGGGUCAUGAUGGUUUAGCUGUAGGCCAUGUCAUGGAAGGUCAAGAUGUUUUUUAUGUUGGAGGUGGUCCAGUUGGUUUGGAUGUUAAUUCUGUUGGAAAUGGUGAUAUUCGAUGGGGCGUCAGGUCAAGAAGUGGUUUUUCUGAUCUAGAUGUUGUUAAUAAUGGUCGUCUCUUUGAUAAUGUAAGUGUUAUGAUUUCCCCGCAUGUUGGAUAUGGUGAAAGGGAUAGGGAAUUAAACAGUGGAUUUAUUGUGUAUGAAAAUAGUAGGGAUGAUGAUAUGGAUGAUGAUUUGGGUGGUGAAAGGGUUGUGUCUGCUGAUAGGGUCCCUUUGAGGUCAAGGUUUGAGCAGCUUCCAGUGGUUAUAAGGUCAUAUAUUGAUAUGCAGUCUGUUUCAAAAAAUGCGCCUGUGAUGCUUCAUCCAGACAUUUUAGAUAGUUUGAUUACUCAACAUGACGGGAACAUAUCAAGAUUUGUGUGGGAUUUGACUAAACUUUUGUAUUCAAAUGAAGAAAUGAUAGAUAGCUCAUUCAAUGGCAAGGGAACAAGAAAAGCAUUGUCGGCGAGAAGAAAAUCGCUUAUUCUAAAUGGAGCGCAACAGGCAUUUCCUGGAGUUGGAAAAUGCACCCAGUAUAUUGCCACCGUCAUCAACAAUGGGUUUAAAAAUAAAAGAACCUAUCAGAAAAAGAACUAAAGAAGAAACUUUGGGAACUCAUUACCAGUAAUGAAUAGAGCACAGUAAGAAUUUAGCUAUGCUUUAACAAUAUGUGUUGUGAAAAGUGAUUUGUACCAGUAAAACAUUGUACGAAAUUGUCAUUUUUUUUGAGGAUUAAUUGGGCUUUAAUUUAAUUUUGAUACUCUUCAUUUAAAAGUAUGGCAUUGUUUAAAGUUUAGUUUACAAUAACCAGGUCCUUUUUGUUGUAUUUUAUUGUCAUUAAUUUUUUCAGUCAAAGAAUACACGAGUCUGUCUUGUAUCCUGGUUUUAUGUUUGCUUUAUUAAUUAUAUUACAUAUAAAGUAAAGUAGUUAUCCUAUCUACAAAAAAUAACCGGUUUUCCACUUGAAUGCCAGGUGUAACGUUUUGGUUCUGGGUGACCAUAUUGCACGAAUCGAGUAUGGACUUUAUUUGAUUCCUGCUGUUUAUGUGUGUAUCUUUUUAACCAUAAUUUGUCUUGAUUUGGGUUGAGUAUUGUAUUAAAAGCAUCUCCUAUUAUAUAAGUUUUAUCCAUAUUUUGCAGAAGAUGUUUUUCCAGUUUCAAAAAAACUUGUUUCAUCUUUGUUUGGUCCAUAUAUAUUUAUUAAGGUGAUUUUUUGAUUAUUAAUAAUAACAUCAAUUGUGCAUAAUCUACCCGGUACUCUUUCUUUAAAAUCGCCUAUACUUACAUUAUCUUUUAUUAAAAUUCCUAAACCUUCACUAUUUGAUUUUUUCCCACUGUAAAAACAUAUUCCACUUCAUUCUGAUUGCCAUUUCUUUUUGAUAGCUCAAGACAAGCUCAAUCUUUGACAUGUAUCAUGAAGUAAACACACUGUUUAAUUAUUUUCUUCAAACCAUUUGAAUAUACUUUGCAUUUUAUUAUCAUUGUUGAGACCACUUACAUUUAAAGAACAUAUUUGUUCAUACAUUUUUAUCUUCAAAAGGCUUUAUUUAUGUCUAAUUGAAAAGUGCUGAAUCUUGCCUAUGAAAUUUAUAAGAAUACAUAUUUAUAACAUCAAUGAGGCUUAUGAGUUAUGAGCCUCUUCGUCGACUUAAACCAGGUUAUAGAUCUAGACCAAAGUUAAGUCAAAUUACACUGAAACCUUUGUCGCAUGGUAGUGCAAUGUUAAAUAACAUACAUAUAGAUAUGAACACUUUUGCCAUUUGUUGUCUCUUGUCUAUGUUUUGCAUGCAAUAUUAUGCUUCAUUUGUUUGUUAUUGUUUGUUAUUGAUGGAUGUGAAACCAGAGAAAUAAAUAUGCAAUAAGCUCAGAUAA